CAGUGUCACCCGGCUGUAAUCGCGGUCUUGCAUGCCUGUCGCGUUAUUAAUUUUUACUUUUUCUCUCAUAAAUACAUAGUAACGCUGAAUUUGAGUUGAUGAAGUGAACAAAAUAGCAUACAGUAUGGCGCGAUACGGGCAAAGACCGGAAAAUGCUCUUAAACGAGCUAGUGAGUUUAUGGACCUGGAUAAGCCAGCCAGAGCUUUGGACACUCUGCAAGAGGUGUUCCGUAACAAGAAAUGGGCUUACAACUGGUCAGAAUCUGUAUUAGAGCCGAUCAUGUUCAAAUAUUUGGAGCUCUGUGUCGACCUCCGGAAGUCUCAUAUUGCGAAGGAAGGCCUUUUUCAGUACAGGAACAUGUUUCAAUCUGUGAAUGUAGGAUCAUUGGAGCAAGUAAUAAGAGGCUAUUUGCGAAUGGCUGAAGAGCGUACAGAAGCUGCUAGAGCACAGUCAACGCAAGCUGUCAUUGAAACUGAUGACUUGGAUAACUUAGCCACUCCUGAGAGCAUCCUCUUGAGUGCAGUUUCUGGUGAAGAUGCUCAAGAUCGUUCUGAUAGAACUAUUCUAACACCAUGGGUCAAAUUUCUCUGGGAAUCCUAUUGCCAGUGCUUGGAGUUACUCCGCACCAAUGCUCAUGUGGAGACUCUGUAUCAUGAUAUUGCACGCAUGGCAUUUCAAUUUUGCCUCAAGUACUCUCGCAAGACUGAGUUCAGGAAACUCUGUGACAAGCUCCGGAAGCAUCUUGAAGACAUCUGUAAGCCUAAUGUACAAACAGGAAAUGUGAGCAUUUCUAAACCUGAGACUCAGCAGCUGAACCUUGAGACCAGACUCUUUCAGCUGGAUAGUGCUAUUCAGAUGGAGUUAUGGCAGGAAGCGUACAAAGCAAUCGAAGACAUCCACAAUCUCAUGAACAUGUCAAAGAAGACUCCUGUGGCGAAAACCAUGGCCAACUACUAUGGUAAAUUGGCACUGGUGUUUUGGAAGGCUGGACAUUGCCUGUUCCACGCUGCUGCACUACUCAAGCUGUUCCAGUUGUCCAGAGAAAUGAAGAAGAAUAUCACACAGGAAGAACUUCAAAAGAUGGCAUGUCGUGUUCUGGUGGCCGUUUUGUCAGUUCCUCUCCCGUCGCUACAUCCUGAAUUUGACCGGUUCGUGGACACUGACAAGAGUCCGGUGGAGAAGGCUCAACGGCUCGCCGUCCUACUCGGAUUAGCUCAACCACCGACUAGAACUAGUCUGCUCAAAGAUGUGGUUAGACUGAACGUGGUAGGUCUGGCGUCGCCUCAGCUGCAGCAGUUGUACGCGUGGUUGGAGGUCGAAUUCGACCCGCACAGUAUAUGUCAUAACGUGAAGGGUGUCAUCAAGUCUUUACAGGAGGAGCCAAAUUCCCCUCUCGCCCAAUACACACAUGCGUUGAACGACGUCGCCUUGGUUAGGUUGAUACGUCAAGUGGCCCAGUGUUACGCGUGUAUCAAGUUCGAGAGACUUCUCGAGUUGGCCGGUACUGAAGAUCUGUUCCAUAUGGAACGUCUGCUCGUCGACUGCGUGCGACACAACGAUAUGCAGAUACGAGUCGAUCAUGCCAACAAAUCCGUACAUUUCGGCGUUGAAGCAGGCGGCGGUGAGUGGUGUUCCGCAGCAGACGAAGCUUGCGGUGGAGCUAUACUGCAAGCGACACCUGCUGAACAGGUACGCGAGCAACUAGUACGCGCCGCGGAGGUAUUAUCGGUCGCCGCUCAGACCCUGUUCCCGGGUCGUCGUCGCGCCGACAGGGAACGUGCCCGCGUGCAUAUGGUCCAGCACUACCACGAGAACAAGCACGCGGAGCACGCGCGCGUGCUACAACGGCACAAGAUCAUCGAAGAGAGGAAGGAGUAUAUAGAGCGGUUGAACACUGUCAGGGAAGAGGAGGAACUCAGACGUCAAGAGGAACAAUUGCGCGCGGCCGCAGCCGCAGAAGCCCGCCGUCUGGAACAAGAGAGGGAGGAGAGAGAGAAGAGAAAGCAUGCAUCCGAACUGGCUGCCAUGAAGGAGAGGCAUAGGAGAGAACGUAUGGCGCACAUAUCUCAGACUGCGCAUGGCAAGAAGAUGCUGCAAAAACUCGACGAAGAGGAAAUAAAAAAAAUGGACGCCGAAGCAAUCGCACAGCGCGAGGCCGAAGAACUGAUGAAGGAACGUCGCGAGCUUCAAGCCAGGCUCAAAUCACAGGAAAAGAAGGUUGAUUACUUUGAGCGCGCGAAACGCCUGGAAGAGAUUCCCUUGCUGCAAAAGAGCUUAGAAGAGAAACAGGUACAAGACAAGGCUUUCUGGGAACAACAAGAGAAGGAGCGUAUUCAACAAUUGAUUGAGGCGCGCGCUCGCGACGUGGCUACGUCUGAACGUCUAGUUCGUAUGUUGGCGCAUCGCGACGAGUUUGUAACUAAACUGCAAUCUGAACGCGGCACCGCGCAUCAACAACGUCUCGCCGCAUUCCACGAGAAGUUAACCGCCGAGCGAGAGAAGAGACUCGCCGAAAGACGUAAGCAACGCAUCGAGCAACGCCGACAGGAUUGGUUGGCUGAGAAACGUCGCGCAGAGGAGAGAGCCGCUGAAGAGGCGCGUCGCAUUAAAGAGGAGGAAGAGAGACGCGAGAGGGAGGAGCGAGACCGCAAGAUGGCCGAAGAAUUGGCCGCACAGCGUGAAAAAGAACGCGAGAAAGAGAGGGAGCAUCAAGAGUACCUGGCACGCGUGGAAGCGAAGGCUCGCGCUAAAGAAGCGGAAGUGCAGAGGAAGCUGGAGGAACAGAAAGCGGCCGCCAUGUCAAGCUGGAGGAGAGGCGGCGAGAAGGAUGACGCCUGGAGGAAGCCCGCUGCUCCACCUGCUACCACUGCUGCCCCAGCUACUGCUGCUGCUGAACAGAAACCGCCCGAGAAGAAGGCGGAGCCUUGGAGAUCAAGUCGAACUCGUGAACCACCAAGGAGUGAUGAACGUCCACGAUCACCAGAACGAGCUCGUGACCGUCCAAGGGAUGAAAGACCACCACUCAGGGAUGAAAGGCCCCGCUACACGGGUCGGUCCAGUGGACCGGACAGCGGCAGCAGUUGGCGGCGUGGUCCAGCUGAAUCACCAGCAGCUUCUACUGGGGAACGUGCGUCGAAUACAUGGCGAUCGAGGGAUGCUCCACCUCGUGGCGGCGGCGAGGAUCGGGACCGCGAUCGUGGCGGCGACCGCGAUCGCUACCGUGAUGCGCCACCUCGCGGCGGCGGCGAGGAUCGCGAUCGCGACCGUUAUCGUGAUGCACCGCCUCGCGGCGGCGGUGAGGAUCGCGACCGCGACCGUGGUGGGGAUCGCGACCGCUAUCGUGACGCACCACCACGCGCUGGCGGCGAGGAUCGUGACCGUGACCGCGGCGGCGAUCGCGACCGCUAUCGUGACGCACCGCGCGGUGGUGAUCGUGAUCGUGACUUUCGUGAUCGCGAUCGCGACCGCUAUCCCCCAAGGAGAGAUGACGGACCGAGGAGGGAUGAUCGCGAUGGUCCUAGACGCGAUGAACGUGAUGCUCCGCGACGUGACGAUCGCGAGCGACGCCCGCCGCCACCGCGACGUGAUGAGAAACCUCGCGAUCCUGAUGGCGAUGACUGGCAACCGGUCACCAGGCGCUAAGGCAAACAUUGUCUCAAACAAUUAUUAUGCAUAUACUUGUAAAGGGUUCAGUAGGAAUAUACUAACCUAACUUUGUGUCUAGACUGUAUUUUCCUUUAUUUCAUCCUUUGCCUUUUUCUUAUAUUUCUGUAAACGUCACGGACUUAUAAUGUAUAGUAGCUUGCGAAUCACAAAAAUAAAUGUACCUAAAUUUAGCUCUUACGAAAUUUUCUGUUUGAUAAUAUUGAAAAAUUGUAUUAAAAUUGUAUGAUUUGGCGAUGUUAACAUGAACGAAGUGUAUGCAGUGAUAUAAAAAAUGUAUGUUAUCGUUUCUCAAAUUGUACUCCGUGGAGCUGUACAAAUGAGGGUACAUGAUAAUAUUGGUCAAAGGCUUGCAGUUACACAAAAAUAUGUAUAUGAUUCAUUAUAUAUGCUGAUUGUAUAUGCUGCGUUUGAGUAUUUGGUUUCUAAAAGGUUUCCAACGCCAAUAAAGUUUGAGGCAUGCUGUGGCAUGGUAAUAAAUUGCUUAUUAUUUUGUCUUAUUACUUUUCUUGUAGAAUAGCAUCUCCAAUACGUGCUUCACUUCUUAGCAGUAGGGUCUUAUUUUGUAAGUCAUUGAUUUGACACUGAUUUUACAACCUAUGAAAAAUAUUCUACUUACCACAGCAGUAUAGAAUUAAUUAUAUAAAAAUAAUAUAUGGUAAUUAUUUUAUAGAUUCAGUUAUUUAAAUAAAAAUAGCGUUAUUAAACAAACUGAUAUAUUUUGUUUUGUGCUGGCACUCCUAUUGAACCCUAGUAUGUUCUUAACUAUGUUACAUUUUGUAAGUCGAUUGCAUUAUUAUUAUCGAUGUUUGCUUACACGUUAUUAUGCCAUUGUAAUACUGAAGCACAUAUAUAGUACAUGCUAAUAUAACGCUAUGGGAU
Molecule: messenger RNA, 4546 nt
Organism: Diatraea saccharalis (sugarcane borer)
Lineage: Eukaryota; Metazoa; Arthropoda; Insecta; Lepidoptera; Crambidae
Source: the annotation of a GenBank genome assembly